UGCAUUACAAACAGACGAUACCAUCGCUUCAACAGCAUCUUUCCAGACAAGAGAUUCCAAACGGCACUACAGGUGGCCUCAAGGAUGGCUUCCAGCCACUGGAAUGAAACCACAACCUCUGUGUAUCAGUACCUUGGAUUUCAGGUCCAGAAAAUUUACCCUUUCCAUGAUAACUGGAACACUGCCUGUUUUGUCAUCCUGCUUUUGUUCAUAUUUACUGUGGUGUCCUUAGUCGUGCUGGCUUUCCUUUACGAAGUACUUGACUGUUGUUGUUGUGCUAAGAACAAAACCGUGAAGGACUUGAAAAAUGAGCCGAACCCUCUCAGAAGUAUGAUGGACAACAUCAGAAAACGUGACAGCGAGGUGGUGUAACCCUCAAGAAGAUGAACAAAAGCUUUAAAAACAGCCUUCUGCCUCUUCUGGGGAAAACAAUUUCCUGAAGCCAACCAUUACUACAAAAUUGACUCUGACUUUGAAUAGCUAAAAGAUUUCUAGUAGAAGAGAAAACAAGUGAAUGUGCACUUUUGUGUCUCCUUCAUUAAACAUACAGUUCAGAA
Messenger RNA from Psammomys obesus (fat sand rat), 557 nucleotides. RefSeq names its product small integral membrane protein 18 (gene Smim18). The transcript is spliced from 2 exons. The coding region runs from base 85 to 372 and encodes 95 amino acids. NCBI's taxonomy places the organism in Eukaryota, Metazoa, Chordata, Mammalia, Rodentia, Muridae. The record is from RefSeq and is a predicted model, not a curated record.